Molecule: messenger RNA, 2499 nt
Organism: Mucor velutinosus
Lineage: Eukaryota; Fungi; Mucoromycota; Mucoromycetes; Mucorales; Mucoraceae
Product: GATA type transcriptional activator of nitrogen-regulated proteins
Exons: 4
Coding region: 1-2499 (832 amino acids)
Molecular function (GO): carboxypeptidase activity
Source: RefSeq, a predicted model, not a curated record
AUGAAAAAGGGGUACUUAUCGGUUGUACCAUAUACAACAGAAAAACCACAAUAUUUUGAUGAAAAGAAUCCUCAUUACACGACGCCUUUGAUGGUUAAUGGUAAUGGUGAAGAAUUAUGCGACAAGAGAAGAAGGCAGAGAAGCACUAGCUCAUGGCUAUUUCAGCCUUGGCACAAGUUGAAUCAUUACAUGUUGUUCAUGUCGUCGAGACAAAAGGAAAAGAGCACCCGUCGAAAUCUCGUGCUUCGCUCAAGAACAAGAGGAUUAAAGCUGCUGGUUACGCUGGUGUUUUGCACAGUAUCCAUGUAUUUUAUACAUCGGUUUAUUCGCAAUUAUGUUCAGUUUACGUUACCACCAGAAAGAGCGAUCGAUCUCAUGAAGUCCAUCCCAUCUAGUGAUCAUAUCAAGUAUCACUUUACUACUUACGCAUCCAAGGUCCAUCUUGCAGGCUUAGAGCAAGACAAAACUUUAGCCGAAUGGACUCGUCAACAAUGGAUCAAUUAUGGCCUUUACGAUUCCUAUAUCGAAACCUAUUACCCACUACUCAACUAUCCUGAACAAAGAAGACUUGCCAUAGUGGAGGGCCCUGAGGAAUUGUUGUUUGAAGCAUCCUUGCAAGAGAGUAAUGAAACGAUACAGCCGCCGUUUCAAGCUUAUUCGGGUAACGGUAAUGUGACAGCAUCGCUUGUGUAUGUUAACUAUGGUCGUAUCACCGACUUUCAGUUCCUGAUGGCUCGCGGCGUACAAGUAAAUGGCACUAUAGCAUUGAUUCGAAACGGCAUGAUUGCUAGAGGGCUCAAGGUCAAAAUUGCGGAAGAUAUGGGCUGUGCUGGUGUCCUUUUAUACUCUGAUCCAGAGGAUGAUGGACCUAUUGCCGGCGGUGGACAGCAUGAAAGUAGCAAUACCUCUACUGGCUUCAUUAUGAAUAAACCUUAUCCUGAAGGCCCCUGGCGUUCUGGUACAUCUGUAGAGCAAGGAUCUGUUCAAUAUACAUCUUUUGCUGUUGGAGAUCCUUCUACUCCUGGAUAUGCCGCCACAGAAAACGCAACCCGAGUUCCAUACUCGGAGGCAAAGGGUAUACCAAAAAUUCCAUCUUUGCCCAUCUCCUGGCGAGACGCAUUGCCUUUGCUGAAGUCAACUGAGGGAUUUGGUAUUCAGGCUGAUAUUACAUGGCUUGGUGGUCUUUGCAAUGUCAGUUACUUUAGUGGCCCUAGCGAAGCGCAGAUUAAUUUAGUCAACAUCAAUCAAUAUCAGAUAAAGCCAAUUUGGAAUGUAAUUAGCAAAAUCAAAGGCACAAAAGAGCCCAAUCACGCAAUCAUCCUUGGCAAUCAUCGCGACGCUUGGGGAUAUGGUGCUGUCGAUCCUUCGUCAGGCUCUGCUGUAUUGAUGGAAUUGGUUCGAACUUUAGGUGUCCUUCUUGAGAGAGGAUGGCGACCAAAACGUACGAUCAUUAUUGCAUCAUGGGAUGCAGAAGAAUACGGUGCAGUUGGAUCCACUGAAUGGUUGGAGGAUCAUGAAUCGUGGUUGCAAGAGGAAGCUAUUGCAUAUUUGAAUGUGGACUAUGCUGUCUCUGGAAAACACUUUAGCGCACAAGCAUCUCCUUUAUUGAACAGGCUGCUGUAUCAAGUAACUGACCAAGUUAUCGAUCCAUUGACUAGUCGCUCUGUUUAUCAAGUCUGGAAACAAGAGCGCGGCCGGUCUUUACAGGAGCAAGACUUUUACUUUGAAUCAUCCCCUCAUGAUAACAUUGCGCCUCUGCCAUUGACAGAUCCGCUCGGUGUAGACUCUGACCAUGUUGCAUUUUUCCAUCAUUCGGGCAUUGCAAGUAUUUCUAUAGGCUUUAGGGGCGAAGCAUAUGGAGUCCAUCAUAGUAUUUUUGAUGACAUUCACUGGAUGGAGGCAUUUGGUGAUUCCACUUUUGAGUACCAUCAAACACUGACAAAGAUCUGGGGCCUUUUGGUGCUGAGACUCUCAUCGGAUUCCAUCUUGCCCAUGUACCCUCAAGAUUACUCGACAGAAAUUGCACGUUAUAUUGGACGUCUUGGAGCAAAACAAGGCCACCUUUCUUUCCCAUUCAUCUCAUCUGCCUUGCAUUCUCUGGCAGCCACCAGUUUGCAUUUCGACAAGCGAGUAUCGCAUUGGAACAAACAAUUGUCCGUCAAGAAGCAUAUAUCCAAGAAGCUCAAGAGAAACGUUGCCAGGAGUAACGAGCGCAUUCUACAAUUUGAGAGAGCCUUUUUGGACCCUGAAGGAAUGAGCGUCGACCGUAGUUGGUUCAAGCACGUCAUAUACGGCCCUGAUCUGAACACUGGACUAACUAAAGAAUUUCCAGGACUAGCGCAAGCUAUUGACAAUGAUAAUACUGUUCAUACAAAAUGGGUCGAGGAGAGGAUUGGAAAGCUACUGCUGAAUGCUGAGAGAAUCCUGCGAGGUCAUUUUGAUGGAGAAGAUUGCGCUGACGGCCAAUAUGAUGAAGAGGAUGAGGACGACAUUGAAUAA